UGAUCGCAGUUCCCUUUGCCUUUUCUUUAAGGAUAAACAACACCAAAAAAAAAGAUAUAUUCCAAUUUUUUUUAUUUAUUUCAUUAAUCAUAAUAUAACCUAGCUUUUUUUGUUUAUUUACUUUUAAUAUCUACAUUAUCAAAAUGACGACUAUAAAAGUACGAGAUGAACAAGAAAUUAUAAAUAAGCUAGUUUUAUAUAUAGAGAAAAUAUCAAAUGAUGCUAUAAACACGAGAGGAAAAUUUUACGUCGGACUAUCAGGGGGCUCGACAGUAAAAUAUCUCUCGGAAAGUCUGCCCAGAGUGGAUACAGACUGGUCGAAAUGGGUGCUAGCGUUUUGCGAUGAGAGAGUAGUUGGUGAAGAUAGUGAUGAUUCCACAUUUGGCACAUAUAAACGGCAGCUGUUACCGAAGACAGGACUGAAGGCUGCUCAGUUUAUAGUCAUGAAGCAGGGUAUUACAGCACAAGAAGCAGCUGUGGACUACGCAGAACAGUUGAGAACAGCGUUUAGUGGUGAUGACUUCAAAUUCGACCUGCUGUUACUAGGCAUGGGCCCUGAUGGACACACCUGCUCUCUGUUCCCUGGUCAUCCACUCCUCAACGAAGUCAGGUUACCAGUGGCAGCUAUAACAGAUUCUCCAAAAGAACCACCUGAGAGGAUCACACUUACAUUUCCGGUUGUGAAUAAUGCUAGGAAUUGUAUUUUUACUAUAGGCGGUGCUGGAAAGGCUGAUAUGGUUAAGCGCAUAUUAAAAGACAAGGAAGACCUACCUGCUGGAAGAGUGAAACCCACGAGUGGUUCCGUCUACUGGAUUGUUGAUGACGCGGCGGCUGCAUAUUUAUAACUUGUUUUAACACUUUAACUGCUGAGAGGAACCCUAAAAAACGUAGAUUCAAACUUAGCGAGGACUGUAAGCAGUCGUCUGUGAGGUACCACCAGAGGACUUUUAAAAUGAUGACAAUGUAAUAUAUAUUCAAUUCAAAUCAAAAUAUCUUUAUUUAUG
Achroia grisella is the source of this 1004-nucleotide messenger RNA. It is a transcript of the gene 6pgl, whose product is annotated as 6-phosphogluconolactonase. The transcript is spliced from 4 exons. The record is from RefSeq and is a predicted model, not a curated record. NCBI's taxonomy places the organism in Eukaryota, Metazoa, Arthropoda, Insecta, Lepidoptera, Pyralidae. Gene Ontology annotation, biological process: carbohydrate metabolic process; pentose-phosphate shunt. Gene Ontology annotation, molecular function: 6-phosphogluconolactonase activity. Bases 144 to 845 code for a protein of 233 amino acids.